UACACGGAGACCUACAAAUAUGCAGGGUAGCAGUGGGCGGAAUCCGACGUGACGUCCGCAGAUACUGACACCCCACUUUCAUACAGCGUUUUACAAACGUUUUCGUUGUAAAAACUGUGUAAAUCCCGGACCUAUGGCCACUGACAAAUCUGCUGCAGCGUGUUAACGUAUAGGAAAAAGACCCCAUGCAACUGGAAGAUGUUCGCUGCCCGGAUGAUGCUUUUGUCAUUCGAGAAAGAGGAGUGAACUUGCACAUUGGUGUACGAUGGCAACCCUGCUAUUCAGAUACUGAAACGUCGGAUGGUAGCUUUGCUUGUUUCGCAGCACACGCAGCCUCCUAAUCUCAAUAUGUCAACCCAAAAGUUUAAGAAGGAUAAAGAAAUCAUCGGGGACUACGAAACGCAAGUAAAAGAGAUUCGCAGUCAGUUGGCGGAGCAGCUGAAAUGCAUGGAACAGCAGACAGAGUCACGCCUGCAGCUGCUCCAGGACCUGCAGGAGUUCUUCCGCCGCAAAGCUGAGCUCCAGCUGGAGUAUUCUCGCAGCCUGGAGAAGCUGGCGGAGCGGUUCUCCUCCAAGAUGCGAAGUUCCAGAGACCACCGGAAGGACCAACACCUCUUGUCCCCAGUAAACUGCUGGUUCCUAGUCCUGAACCAGACAAGGCGGGAAAGCAGGGACCACGCCACCCUCAGUGACAUCUUCAACAACAACGUCACUGUGCGCCUUUCCCAAGUCAACGAGGACGUCAUCAGGCUCUUCAAAAAGAGCAAGGAAAUUGGAAUGCAGAUGCAAGAGGAGCUACUGAAGGUUACAAAUGAACUUUACACGGUUAUGAAGACAUACCACAUGUACCAUACGGAGAGUAGCAGUGCAGAGAACAAGCUGAAGGAGGCUGAGAAGCAGGAGGAGAAGCAAUUCAGCAAACUGGGUGAUUCCAACGAGGAUCGAGCACCACGACGCAGCACUGUUAGGAAGAUCGAGAAGAUGAAAGAAAAGAGACAAGCCAAGUAUUUUGAAAACAAGCUGAAAUGCACAAAGGCACGGAAUGACUACUUAUUGAACCUGGCGGCAACCAAUGCUGUUGUGGGAAAAUAUUACAUCCACGAUGUCUCUGAUAUGAUAGAUUGCUGUGAUCUAGGCUACCAUGCAAACUUGGCUCGCACCUUCAGGACAUACCUGUCAGCAGAGUACAGCCUGGAGUCGUCACGCCAUGAAGGCCUGGACAUCAUCGAGAAUGCUGUGGACAAUCUGGAUGCCCGCAGCGACAAGCACAAGAUCAUGGACAUGUAUAAUCAGGUUUUCUGCCCUCCCAUACGCUUUGAGUACCAGCCACACAUGGGCGACGAGAUUUGUCUGGUAACUGCUCAGCCGCCGGUGCAAACCGAGCUUCUGAUGCGGUACCAUCAACUGCAGUCACGACUCUCCACACUGAAGAUUGAGAAUGAGGAGAUGAGGAAGACUCUGGAUGCCACUAUGCAGACACUGCAGGACAUGUUUACAGUGGAGGACUUUGAUAUGUCAGAUGCAUUCCAGCACAGUCGCUCCAGUGAGUCCUUAAAAUUGGCUUCUUCUGAAACCUACAUGAGCAAAGCCAACAUUGCCAAGAAGAGGGCCAGCCAGCAGGACACAGAGCUCUUCUAUUUCACUAAGUUUAAAGAAUUCCUGAAUAGCACCAACCUCAUCACAAAACUACAGGCAAAGCAUGACCUCCUCAAACAGACACUGGGAGAAGGAGAAAAGCCUGAAUUUGGUACAACAAGGGGAAGACGGAAUGCACGUGCUCGAAACCAGGAUUCAGGCCAGCCUAUACCACUGGUUGUGGAGAGCUGCAUCCGAUGCAUUAACCUCUAUGGCCUCCAGCACCAGGGAAUAUUUCGGGUUCCAGGAUCUCAUGCUGAAGUCAAUGAUAUUAAAAAUUCAUUUGAAAGAGGUGAAGACCCACUGGCAGACGACCAAAGUGGCCAUGACAUCAACUCUGUGGCUGGGGUUUUGAAGCUCUAUUUCCGAGGCUUGGAGCACGCAUUGUUUCCCAAAGAAUGCUUCCUGAACCUGAUGGCAACGACGAAAAUUGAGUCAGGAGGAGAAAGAGCUCACCACAUUCAGCAGAUUAUAUUAACUCUUCCUCGUUCUACCAUUCUGAUCAUGAGAUACCUUUUUGCUUUCCUCAGUCACUUGUCCCAGUAUAGCGAUGAGAACAUGAUGGACCCCUACAAUCUAGCCAUCUGCUUUGGGCCAACACUUAUGCCCAUCCCUGAUGGACAGGACCCAGUGGCCUGUCAAGCCCAUGUCAACGAAGUUAUCAAGACUAUCAUUGUCUACCAUGAGCUCAUCUUUCCAAGCCCCCAGGAACUGGAUGGGCCCAUAUAUGAGAAGUGUAUGACUGGAGGGGAGCAGUACUGUGACAGCCCUCACAGCGAGCCUGGCGCCAUCGAUGAGGUGGACAAUGGCACAGGUCCGCAUACUAGUGAUGACGAUCUGGAGCAGAUUGAGGCCAUCGCCAGGUUUGACUAUGUGGGCCGCACUGCACGGGAGCUGUCCUUUAAGAAGGGGGCAUCGCUGUUACUGUACCACCGAGCCUCUGCGGACUGGUGGGAAGGACGGCACAAUGGUGUGGACGGGCUGAUACCUCAUCAGUACAUUGUGGUCCAAGACAUGGAUGAUGCCUUCUCAGACAGCCUCAGCCAGAAGGCAGAUAGUGAGGUGAGUAGCGGACCCUCCCUGGACGGCAAGGCCUCCUCCAGGAGUGACAUCCAUUCUCCAUGUGAGCACUCAGCAGACUAUGGCUUCUUGGGGGUCCUUGGAAGGGCGAGGUUACAGUCGGAUGGCUCAGCCAUUUCUCGACGGCGGAAUGGAGUCGACACUCACAGCCCCCCCAGGGGCCUGGAAGUCCCUCCACGCGCUGCCGCUUACCCCUGCAGCCCCCAUAAAAUGUCCACCAGCCUGCGGUGUGCUGAGAGUCCAGAACAGCGCCAUUUAGCUACAUACGCCAACGCGGCUAACAUCAGCCAUCCUGAGAGGAGGGCGUACCCUGAGGCACGUCCGUUGAAACCCACGCCAGGCUCCACUCGCCACAGCAAAUUGGCCGACCGCAAGUCCCUGGAGGCAGAAGCUCUUGCUGAGGAUAUUGAGAAGACUAUGAGCACUGCCCUGUACGAGCUGCGAGAGCUCGAGCGGCAGAACACGGCCAAGCAGGCUCCAGAUGUCGUUCUGGACACGCUGGAGCCACUGAAGACAAGCACUGAGCUGACCCGCCCACAGCAAACCAUCACGAUCCGUGACCCGGAUGCCGGAGUGCACUGCAGCAGCAAUCCCAGUCCAGAAAUGAUGAGCACAUUCAAGCCAGUUCCAUCACCCCGACUGCCUAGUGCACAGCUAAGGGCCUCUGGCAGGGUCCCCCAGAUGGCUCAGCAGUGCCCUAGCAGUCCCAGCCCGUCUGGGCGAGGCUGUCCCACUGUCCCACUGCCCAGGAAGAUCUUCCCUCGAGAUUCCCCUCCGGACACUGGGCCAGUGUAGCUCAGGUGAUACCUAUUCUGCCAAUCUGGAUCCCAUCAGAUUUGUUUGUUAAGCUGUUAUUUAUGUUGAAUUCUAUUUGUCAAUUCAUAGACGUUACCAAAGUGGACAGCCUUCGAAUAUUUCUUGCGCUUGUAGAAGCCUUCUUCUUUGAGGUGCCAGGUGACUUUGGAAUUGUGAUUACAAAGCAAUUGAAGCCUCCAUUGCAUUUAAAGCAACAAGUAAGACAAUCUAAAUCAUUAGGUAUUGCGGUGUACAGACAGAUGAAGAGAGUUUAGCAUAACUGCAUUGGAUAGCUAUCAGAUUGAUUUUUUUGCGAAUGCCCUUGCAGAUUGCAAAUACCCACUGCGGUUUACAGCUUUCAAGUUACGAAAUAGUUCAUAAAUGUAGACAAGCUGACUUGUAUCGGUGUUUUGAUUGUGUUUGUGGAAAGAAAUCCCCUGCAAAGCCUUUUUUGUCAGGUACUAUAAUAGACAAAACAGCAAGAUAAUGAAUGGCAGGAGUAAUAUAGCAAUAGUAAUAAGAAACUUAUAAGACAUCUGCAAUAAAAUAUAGCUUAAUACGGUAAUCAUGAUGUUAGCUAACUGGCAAACGAGAAUAAUGAAAAGCAAAAGUAAACGCAGUAAUAUGAACCUUAAAUCACAGAAUGUUUUCAGCUUAAUGUAACUACUCUCUGUUGCUAUAAUAACUAAGUAUCACUGGUAUUAAUGUGAUGUCCUGUUUUAUUGUGUGAAUAUUGCACUUCAACACAAACUCUGUUUGUAUAGUAUAGCUGCCUGUCCUGACUCAGUCUGUAUUCGGUAUGUAUUGUUUAAAUUAGGGUAAAUGUCUGCAUUUGCCAGAUCUUGUUUCGAAAGGUAAAUCAAUUAGCCUCUAACAGCUUCCUCACAGGUCCCCUACAGCACUCGGUCAUAUCAGCAAUGCCAGUUGUGAUCUGAAUUUGUUGUCACGCUAAUAUACUGUAGUGACAACCAUUCCCUGAUGUCAACAAAGACAUAAACAGUGUUUGUAGUAGAGCAAGAACCACAUGCAACCAUGUACUGGAAUAACUGGAUAAAUGAGAUCUAUAAAAUGCUGUGUGUAUAUAAAGUUAUUGGCUAUAAGCUGCCCACUUCACUGUAGUAUGAAAUUUAUUGCACUCAAGUAAAACAUGGCUUAAUACAUCACCAGGAGAUUCA
This is a messenger RNA of Brienomyrus brachyistius, 4685 nucleotides long. Its product is annotated as SLIT-ROBO Rho GTPase-activating protein 3-like. Gene Ontology annotation, molecular function: protein binding. Gene Ontology annotation, cellular component: cytoplasm. The coding region runs from base 301 to 3510 and encodes 1069 amino acids. Lineage: Eukaryota; Metazoa; Chordata; Actinopteri; Osteoglossiformes; Mormyridae. Gene Ontology annotation, biological process: negative regulation of cell migration; signal transduction. The transcript is spliced from 22 exons. The record is from RefSeq and is a predicted model, not a curated record.